UUCCCAAAGCGCAGCAAUGGCAACAUCUACAUGUAGGAUAAAUAAAACUCUUGUUCAAACUGAUUGAGUCAUGUCCGUUCAUAUGAUGUGAAAUAGAAUUCAUCUAAAAACCCCAAAUUCAUCGAAACUCUUGUUCCGUCUGCCCUCUGGCCUCCUUGCUUCAAUCAAAGAUUUCAUUUCUCAAGAGAUGGAAUUAAAGUUUGGAAUUGAGACUUGAUUCGAGAUCAAACCGAAACCGUGGUUUCUUUUAUGACUGAUGUUCUCAGAAUCCCGAUCUAUGAGUAAAGUCACUUUGCUCAUUGUGAGACCCAUCCACACCAGCCCAAGUUUUUCUUCUGGACAGUAAUAACUACAGAAAUGGAGAUACAUACAUGUAUGUGAUAGCAGACUGAUCAAUGUGUGCAUGAUCUCGGCGAGAUUUCAAUGAGCAUUCCAUCAUCUGAGGUUUUAGAGUGUAUAUAUAUUGACCAUAGAAACUGUGAACUCAGCCAAUCAAAAUCAAGGAAAGUUUUCAAAUCUUGGGAGACAAAAACUGUUAUUCAAUUUCUGAACCAACUUGGAAUUCUUUUUGUGCAAACAAUGCAUUAUUUGUAUGAAGCAGUCAAACACAGACCAACCUGAUCUGUAGGUGCGACCCUACCAAGGCAUCACCUGCCCCCCCCCCUUGUCUUGGUCACGCCCUUUUCUAUCACCCCUCCGAAGAUCCCUAUCCACCACGAUGGAUCCUAUGGUUACCCAGUCCUCUUCCUCGGCAUUCUGGGAGGAUUAUUACGACCGUUCGGAUAUCCAGACGCCAGUCGACCUCGUGAACAACUCGGAUGGACCCCUCAUCCCCUCCUCGUUCUACCCCACCGUUCCCACGCCGGAGUGCGGGGUAAUGAACUACCGGUAUAACAUCCCAACAGCAGUGGUGUGCGGGAUCAGUUUUAUUUUUGGAAUCAUCUUUAACUUCUUUGGUUACCGAUGUUUCAAGGCAGUCAUGUUCCUUGUAGGUUUCAUCCUCGCCUCCGUCGUCUCAUUCCUCAUCUGUCAGGAGCAGAGUUCUCUAGCGACAGGGGCCAACGCAGGCAUUGCCCUGGCCAUCGGCCUCCUCUGCGGCCUCAUCACGAUGCUCAUCCAGAUCGUCGGCCUCUUCAUGACGGGCGUCCACAUGGGUCUCUUCUCCGCCAUCAUCGUCCUCAUCAUCGUCGAGCAGUUUGUCCACAUGGAUGUGCUUCUAGUCCCGAUCGGGAUCACCUUCGGUCUCGGUAUCAUCUUCGGGCUCAUCACCCUCAAAUUCCAGAGAACUUUUGUGAUCCUCGCCACCUCGCUCAUCGGUGGCGCGAUCGUCGCCACGUGCACAGACUAUUACCUUGAACUGUUCCGUAUGGUGAACUAUGUCUAUGACCGGUUUAGAUUGCAGGUCUCACUGGAGCCAUGUUGGUAUAGCUGGCUUAUACUGGCAUUGUGGCCGUUUGUUUCGCUAGUUGGCAUAAUCAUCCAAUUUAAAGUCACCGCCAAAGGAUUUAACCAUAAACAAGUAAGCGGUCACACGAAGACAAGAAGAGUGGAGCUUCAGAAGCUUAGACAACGGGAAGCAAGGGAAGAGGUCCGGGCGCAAAAAUACUGCGACCUUUACAGGGCGAGGAGCAGAAACGCUGAUAUAGUCACUCAGAGUUAUCUCCAGAGCAUCCAUGAUCACCUCUCCCCCGAGAUGCAGCGAAUCGCUUCCAUCCAGCACAUCCCGUCAGAGCCUGCCAUUCCCUUCACCGACUCCUCCAACACCAACACGGACACCAUGACGACCCUGCAAACAACCAUGGACGAAAUCCCUUCAAAGACCAUAGACUCCAUCGAAGGCAUGACAAAGGUCGAGGAGGGCGAGAUCGUGGAGGUAUAACGAGAAAUGUGUUUCCAUCCCAUUAGCUCGUUUUUUAGGCCGUCUCUCAUCCCUAUUAUCACUAUCCAUCAGCACCGUUGCCAUGGCGGCACUUGAAACCCCCGCAAGGAGGAAAUUCCUUCCAAGACAAUGAGAGUCCGUCGAGAGGAUGACUAAGAAGGCAGCCAAAUCAUGAUUGAGGGGUUAUAUGUAUAUCAAGGAAUUCCGAUUAGGGGUAUGGACUUUAGCCUUGAUGAUGAAAUUUUUGCCCCCUUCUUGCAAUCCAUCUUCGGCAUCGUUGCCAGGGCAACCCAUCCAAUCAGCCGAUGAUGAAUGAUGUCCCCUCUUGACCCCUUCCCCGGGAUCUGACUCAGGUGCAGGGAGGGGAGACCAUUGAGAAGCUACUAGCGAUGUUAAGUGAUCCGGCGACGAGUGACAUUAUCAUUUUGACGCUUUAUCCAAGGAAAUGGCAUCUAGUGAGGUCCGCGUUAGUUUAUCAGUCAGUUUCAAAUGUUAGAAAAAAUACAACGUCAAUGGAUCACUUAAGACAACUCCUUCCGGUGAUGUGUUUAAUACUCAUGGAGGUGACUGUGCUGGACAUCCAACUUAAAUAUUUACUUAUCAGAGAUGUGAUCUGAAGAACAUUAAUUCAAAAGAAAAAAUAUAUAAUGAUUGAGUUGAAAUUAGGGGUUGGUGAAUAGAGGUCAAGUUAUACUAAUCCAUAGUUUGUCACAAAAAAUGUCAAAUAAUCAAAAUUAAUGAAAUAGGGUCCAGAUAAGGAACUGCAAAUUCUUCAUGCAAAAGGAGAAAUCAUACAGCAAUUCUUGUUUAGAUUUCCAAUACUUCUAAAUUUUACAUCAAAUGUACCUUCAGAAAAUUGCAAACUUCUUGUACAAAUACGUUAACAUACAUGUAUGUUAACAUAUAUUAAAGGAAAAGGAAGACUUUAAUCAUAAUAAAAAAGCAAAAACUUGUAGGGUGAAACUUCCCAAAAUCUACAACACCAAGAUCAUGCUUGUUUUCUUAUAAAGCCCUAGUGUUUUCAGAAACUUUGUUAAAAGGGUAAUUACAUUGUCCCCUUUCAAACUGAACGCUAGUAAAGUGACUAUGCAUUUAUAUCCAAACACACAAUACAUGUUGCAUCUGUCAUAAGGUGAGGCUGGCAUCCCAUGUAAGAAUAACAACUGUAUAUAUACUUUUCAACUUUAUUCAACAUGGGAGUGCUAUACAAGACAAAAGUACUUUCAAAUACGAGGUGCAAACAUUUUAAUAAAAAAGAAAAUUCAACAAGGUCCACUUUUGUUUUACUCAAGUGAAUAGCGCACAGAGGUGUAAAUAUUUU
Lytechinus variegatus (green sea urchin) is the source of this 3200-nucleotide messenger RNA. RefSeq names its product transmembrane protein 198-like (gene tmem198). NCBI's taxonomy places the organism in Eukaryota, Metazoa, Echinodermata, Echinoidea, Temnopleuroida, Toxopneustidae. The coding region runs from base 719 to 1879 and encodes 386 amino acids. The transcript is spliced from 5 exons. Gene Ontology annotation, cellular component: plasma membrane. The record is from RefSeq and is a predicted model, not a curated record.